Messenger RNA from Gadus macrocephalus (Pacific cod), 1031 nucleotides. It is a transcript of the gene uqcc4, whose product is annotated as ubiquinol-cytochrome-c reductase complex assembly factor 4. The record is from RefSeq and is a predicted model, not a curated record. Lineage: Eukaryota; Metazoa; Chordata; Actinopteri; Gadiformes; Gadidae. The coding region runs from base 97 to 540 and encodes 147 amino acids. The transcript is spliced from 2 exons.
GGAAAUGGUUCAAUGUUACGCUACAUAACUAAAUCCCUUACAUGACCCUGAGACGCUGAUUCAAACGAGAUGUACAUAAGAUGAUCAGUGUCCGGAAUGGCUCAAACAUUAGUGCUCAGUUCCGCGCGUCGUGGGAUCUUCAAGCAGAUCGGCUGGACCAACUGGAGUAUAACAUCCGGCUUCGCGCCACGCAGACGGCUGUCUGAAGUGAGAACCUCGACUCUGACUCCAAAGACGGGCGUGCCCCCGGAGACGGACGAGGUGAACAAUGAACCCAUCAAGUUCUCCACCAGCCAGGGCAGCCACCGGACCUGGAGGGUGGACCGCACCAUGGGGAUCCAGCACCAGCGGCCCUGGUGGAAGGUCCUGCCCGUCAGCCUGGUCGCGGUCGGGUUCCUGUUGUGGUGCGCGUUCCGGGAGGAAACGGACGUGGACCUCAUGCUGCAGAAGGAUCUCUACGAACAUUUACCUGGUCUGCUCCCAGACGAGAACCAACAACCACCUGGUCCGCUUCAAGUCGAGGACAAACCCACACCGUAGUCAACGCAUUGGACCUUUGUCAUGUUGGUUAUAAGCCUGCCUUAAAUUAUAUUGUUUAGUAUUCAAGUUAGUCCAAUUCUGAUGAAGGUGGGGCGUGGACCGCUGUGGAUUUUGGUUGCAUUUGAACUGUAUCGUGUGUUUGGAAGCCGGGGCAGAAGGCCUGGGGUCUUCCGGUUAACCAUGCUUUGUGCUAGGGGUUAAAUAAAAUAUUUUGCUGUAAUAAAAGACAAAUUGAGGUAGUGUAAAGUUUAUUUACAACAUGAAGGUUCAACACAUGCCUACACAAAGAAUCUGGAGAGAUGUUUAACAUUCAGAGAAAUUAGACGUUCAGAGAAAUUAGACGUUCAGAGCUACGUGUUGAAUGGAAAGGACAGAUGCAAAAGCUACUCUAUUAAAGAACGGGGUCAUGACAAACGGCUCUACCUGGAAGUUAUCAAACUGGAAGAAAAAGUCCCUGAAACACGAAUGAACACGGUAUUAAAACAUCCCCC